UCCAAGGGGCAAGGACUUGUACGAGGAAUCGAAAUCUUUUUGAUCUUGCAAGGAACACUUGCAAUCUACAAAACGCGAAAGCUCAAACCCUUCUCCUCCAAGGACUGUACAGCACUUGCAAGGAACACCUCACACCAUACAAUGCUACUCGUAAUCUUUCUGAUCUUCCUUAUUUUGUUUCUGCUAGUGAAAUGGUAUUCCAAAUCUACAAAACGCGAAAGCUCAACCCCUUCUCCUCCAAAAUUCCCUAUUAUAGGAAAUCUCCAUCAACUUGGCUUGUACCCUCACCGCACACUUCAGUCUUUAGCUAAAAAAUAUGGCCCUUUGAUGUUGCUCCAUCUUGGGAGUGUGCCAGUUCUUGUGAUCUCAUCUGCUGAAGCCGCACGUGAGGUUAUGAAAACCCACGACCGUAUCUUUGCAAACAGGCCCCAAAGUAAACUCUAUGACAUACUUUUAUAUGAAUCCAAAGAUGUCGCAACAGCUCCAUAUGGAGAGUACUGGAGACAGAUUAGGAGCAUCUGUGUCUUACAUCUUCUCAGUGUGAAAAGGGUUCAAUCUCUUCGUGCCGUGAGAGAGGAAGAAACUUCCAUAAUGACGGGAAAAAUAAGGCACUCUUCUUCUUCCUUACUACCGGUGAAUUUAAGUAAAUUACUCUCCACAACCACCAAUGAUAUAGUUUGUAGGGUCGCUUUGGGAAGAAAAUAUGGUGGAGAAAGUGGGAGGCAAUUCAAGGAGUUGUUGAUGGAUUUUACAGAGCUACUUGGUACUUUUGUUGUUGGGGACUUUGUGCCUUGGCUCGAUUGGUUAACCCGAGUUUCUGGAUUGUAUUCUAGAGCAAACAGAGUGGCUAAACAGUUGGAUGAUUUUUUGGAAGAAGUGGUUGAAGAGCAUAUAAAUCAUCAGAAUGAAGCCAGCAAUCAGCAUGGUCGUUCAGAUACUGAAGGCCAUAAUGAUUUUGUUCACGUUUUGCUUGAGAUUCAAAGGACAAACACGAUUGGCUUCCCCAUUGGCAGAACUGUCAUAAAGGCUUUGAUAUUGGAUAUGUUUACUGCAGGUACGGACACUACAUCUACCUUCCUAGAGUGGGCAAUGACAGAACUUUUGAGGCAUCCAAUUAUCAUGAAGAAACUGCAAGAUGAAGGGAGGAAUGUUGCUGGUAAUAGAACGCACAUAACUGAAGAGGAUUUGGGUCAAAUGCAAUACUUGAAGGCUGUGGUUAAAGAAGCUCUGCGCUUGCAUCCCCCAAAUCCAUUACUAGUCCCACGAGAAAGCAUGGAAGAUAUCAAACUGAACGGGUACCACGUUAAAGCUGGCACACGAGUAAUUGUAAAUGCUUGGGCCAUUGCAAGAGAUCCUUCAUAUUGGGAUCAACCUGAAGAGUUCAAGCCUGAGAGGUUCUUGAAUAGUUCAGUGGAUUUCAAAGGGAAUGAUUUCCAAUUGAUUCCGUUUGGAGCAGGGAGGAGGGGUUGCCCAGGAAUUGUGUUUGCUGAUGUUGUUAAUGAGCUUGUUCUUGCCAACCUUGUCCACCAAUUUGACUGGACAUUACCCGGUGGAGCAGCAAUGGAGACCUUGGAUAUGUCCGAAACUGUUGGCUUAACCAUGCAUAGAAAGAGUCCCCUUAUAGCAGUUGCUGCUCCUACAUAAUUACAAGUAAAUGAGGGGAAAAAGCACGGAAGGAAUUUCAAAAUAAUAAAAGGUAACUUGCGGUGGAGUAAAUAAUGGUUGGCAUAUGUGGUCCAAUCUUCUUAACUCUGGUUUGAAUUUGAUUCUCAUGUUUUCUCUUUUAAUAAAUAAUAUAUAAUGGAAAAAGUGUUUGUGAUUUUAAAUGACAUAAACUUACGUUAUUUUAAGAGAGAGAUAGACACAUAAUUUUAUUUUUUUAUUUAAAAUUUAAAUUAAAAAAAACCACCCAAUUUCUCUCUCCCAUGAUUUCAAUUCCAUAUGUUUAGGGGUGUUCGCGGUCUGGAUUUGAUCGAUUUUGGAAGCAAAAAUCAUCCGAUCCAAUCCCUUCGGUUUUGAUUUUUUUUCAAAUCCGAUCCGAUUUAAUCCAAUUUUUUUCGGUUUGGAUUGGAUCGGUUUUCGAUUUUUUGAAAAUCCUAAAAUUUAUUUCAUGAUUAUUGUGCAAAUAACAUCUUUUGUAUAUAUUGGCUUUGUAAUUUUUUUUUUUGAAAUACAAAAGCAUUAGUAAACUAUAAUAUAAUUUUUUUAAUUUUGACAAUGAGAUAUGAAGCUUUACAAAGAUAAAAUUUUGUUAAUGAGAUAUGACUAGAUUUUUUUUUUGGUUUAGUUGAUGGAUUAAUGGGUCUUGAGUUUAGAAAUUUUUAAGCUAGGAUUAAGAAAAUACCCAAGUAGGUAGAGGGAAAUUAAUAUAUUGGAUCGGUUUGGAUUGGAUCGGUUUUCAUCAACUCAUCCAAAAACCGAUCCAAUCCAAUUAAAAUUUGCAAUUUUUAAUCGGUUUUCGGUUUUUCGGUUUUCGGUUUUUCGGUUAUCGGUUUUUCAGUUCGGUCACCGCGGUUUGAAUCGGUUGAUGAACACCCCUACAUAUGUCUAUCUCUCUCCUAAAAUGACAAAACUUAUGUUAUUUAAAAUGACAAACAUCAAACCCAUAUAUAAUUUCACCUUAAACUUAAUCCACUUACCUUAAAUUCAGUCAUAGUUGACGUAGUACGUAGUGGUCUUCCCUAAUCUUAGAGGGGAGCUUAUCUUCUUCUAAUCUAAACUUUUCAUCUCAAAAAAUUAAAAAUUAAAAUAAAUUGU
Messenger RNA from Gastrolobium bilobum, 2757 nucleotides. RefSeq names its product cytochrome P450 736A117-like. The coding region runs from base 142 to 1644 and encodes 500 amino acids. The record is from RefSeq and is a predicted model, not a curated record. The transcript is spliced from 2 exons. Gene Ontology annotation, molecular function: iron ion binding; oxidoreductase activity, acting on paired donors, with incorporation or reduction of molecular oxygen; monooxygenase activity. NCBI's taxonomy places the organism in Eukaryota, Viridiplantae, Streptophyta, Magnoliopsida, Fabales, Fabaceae.